AUGUCGGAAAGUUCAUCGCAGACCAAAAUCAAAACUAAUUAUAAUCUCCCCAAGCCUACACCAGCUUAUUAUCCACACGAGGGAUCUCCCAUAUAUGCUGAUAAAAAACUAUAUAAGGCCAUUGGAGAAUGCGAAAAAACACUUGUGGAACAGCAUUUAUGCCAACCCCGUAGGGGCAUAGCUGUAAAGAUCCCUGCUAAAUCAGUGUUUAGAAUCACUACUCCAGAAGGUCCGCAGGUUUGUGAUUUGAACAUCUGGAAUAUGCACAAUCCCAGGGAGAGGUUUUGGGCUGCUCGUAGUCGUCAAUUGCACUCAGCGCAUGUAUCUACGUAUGACAGACUUUGGUCCAAUCUUCCAUAUCUUCGUCCAUUGGUUACCAUUACUGGAGAUUCAAUGCUGGAUAGGGGCCAGGAUGAAUGGGGUGGAAGAUUACACGACUUGAACGGAACACGAUGUGACCCUUAUAUCGACCAAUUAAUAAGUGGACAAGAAAAUAAUUUCCACUGUCAUUCGAAUUUACUUCGGGCAGUUUUACCACAUGGAUUGAAUGAAUUUGAUAUCCAUGAUGUCAUAAAUGUAUUCCAAGUGACAGGUUUGAAUGAAUAUGAUCAGUAUUUCAUGGAAGCAUGUCCCGCUAAAGCAGGUGAUUAUUUCGAGUGCUUUGCCGAGCAAGAUUUACUUAUUGCCAUCAGUGCUUGUCCUGGGGGAGAUUUGUCGCAAUGGGGUUGGGGUGAAGACGGCGAAAACUUAGAAGAUCUGAAGAUGGUCGAAUGUUGCAGGCCCUUAGGAAUUGAGGUAUACAAAAUUAACGACGAACAGGUCUUGAAAGAUUGGGUGCCCCCAAAAUUUGUCGAGUACAAAGGCAAUCAUGGCUUACAAAAUCCUGCUUAG
This is a messenger RNA of Debaryomyces fabryi, 891 nucleotides long. RefSeq names its product urea carboxylase-associated family protein. The coding region runs from base 1 to 891 and encodes 296 amino acids. The transcript has a single exon. The record is from RefSeq and is a predicted model, not a curated record. Lineage: Eukaryota; Fungi; Ascomycota; Pichiomycetes; Serinales; Debaryomycetaceae.